UCUACUCUAUGGUAAUUAAAAGACAACAAUGGUGGAUUUGAAAGUCCGCCAUAACUAAAUCUUAUUUCUAAAAUAGUGACGUUCGUAUUAUUUUCUAAUUUGUGUUAGAUAUCUCUGUUGUGUAGUUAUUCUUGUUUAAUUUAAUUAUUUUUAGUUUACCCAAUUCACGAGCCGUGCAGGCCGUGGACACCAUGGAGUCUCCAAGAAAAUUUAACGACUGCUAUUUUUACUACUAUUCCACGUGCACGAAGGGUGAGAACUGCGUGUUCCGUCAUGAGCCGUCGGCGCUGGGCUGCGAGACGAUGUGCGCGGCGUGGCAGCAGGGCAAGUGCAUGGACAAGAAGUGCCGUCUCCGCCACAUGGAGCUGAGGAAAAACCGCAAGCAGAUCCCGUGCUACUGGGAGUCGCAGCCGACCGGAUGCCGCAAGAAGCACUGCCCCUUCAUGCACAAGAACCCGGAGGCACGCACCGACGGCAUCCUGCCCAGCCAGCCCGGCAUGGCUAUGCCACCGCCGGCGAUGGUGGAGGGCGUGGAGGCCAUGCCGCCCGUCGUGCCGGGUGUGGCGCCAGUGCCGCUGCUGUGGCAGCAACAGAGACAAGUGGUCCUAGAUUCGGCCAUCCUCGGGGUGUUGCCGGCCUCCUCCGAGUUGAUGGGGGCGCGCCGCGUGUUGCCGCCCCACGAGGCCGCCCCCAACCCGUACGCGCCCCUGCCCGUCGACCCCCUCGUGGUCAACUUCGACGAUGAGUCGGAUAACGAAAGCGCGCCCUCGUGCACCCCGACCAAGCCGGGGGGCGGCAACAGUGGCGCCCCCCGCGACGGUGGCGCCCCGAGCACCGCACCCAGCGCCGCCUCGCAGGAACUAAUGCUGCUCCAGCAGAUCCAGGCCGAGGCCGCCGCCUACUACAGCUACGACGCUGAACCACCCAAGGAGGUGAAAGAGAGAAAGAUAGUCAGAACCAACCUCUCUACCAAAUACGAUCGAGUGUCGCUCGACGAACUAACUGGGAAAAAGAACCCCGAGAAAACGUCACUCGACUUCAAAGUAAUGUCUCUAGACGAAAUCAGAGCAAAGAAGAGAAGCAGUAACGAAAGCCUCAUACCCACCAAACCUAUCACCCUAAACCUUAACAGGAAAAGAAAGAUAUCCACACAGGAAACUAUCAUAGAUUCCGGCAACAAAAUUAUUAAAGUAGUUCGUAGCAAUUCAAUAGUUUAUAAGAAAGUAGAUGAAAACGCACAGAACGCUCCGAGCAAGUCUAAAGUAGAUGCGAAGUCAGAUGACGGAGAGAGUGCAAGAAAGAGAACGUGCUCAGAACAGAGCGACGUGCUAGAGGUAGUGGACAUAGAGCUAGACGAUGACUGCUUUAAAUUCAAACGCAUCAAACUCAUGGAGAACACAUCCAAACCUAAACUUAUUAGACAUACAAGCUUAAGUAGUGACAAUAAGGUAGAUAGCGAUUUAAAAGAUGGUCUAUUAGAUAUUUACGGCAAGGCUGACGACUCAGACACAGAAGUACAAAUUGUAGGUGAAGAGAUUACAUUUGGUAAUCCUAGACUAGUAGACACCGAAGUUAUAGACUUGGAUGAUUCGGCUAAAAUGGCUGAACCCAUAGAUAUAGUAGACCUGAGUGAUGAUGAACCAGAGAUUAACGAUAUAGAUAUAAAUGAUAUAGAUUUAGAACUAAUAAAAAACGUGCCUGAUGUAGUAGCUAGCUGUCAUACAAAAAAUGUGCCUACAGUAAACACAAGCAAAGAAGUCAUCGAAAACAUAGAUGAUAUUUUAGAUGAAAGUUUAUGAGUUAUAGCAAUAGGUUUGGAUAUGUUUAUAAAUAGCAAUAAAUUAGAACUAAUGUCGAGCAAAGCAAUGUACUUAUAUUCCUUUUUUAUAGACAAUUUGAACUGGAUAUAAUGUACAAAAAAGUUUUUUUUCCAAGGAGACGUAAGCAAGUUUUUUACCUAAGCUUUAGAAGUUUGAGGAUUGUUAUGUAUUAAGUUUUAAACUUGCUUUCAAGUGAUUGUUUGUACUUUUAAUAAUAUGGACCUUUUAAGUUAUUUAAAACCAUGAUAGGUUUCCAAGUUUUACUUGUUGAUUGAGAUUUAACAGUUAUAUUUGAUGCAUGGGGAAAUAUUAUUUUUCCCAACUAUUUUGUAUGUACUUUAGUAGUACCUAAAACCUAACAGCCUAUUUUAGUGAUAGUCAUUAUAAUUAAUAGUGCAUGAAAAAACCCAAGAUUACAUGAUGAUAAUUAUGA
Messenger RNA from Plutella xylostella (diamondback moth), 2253 nucleotides. RefSeq lists its product as uncharacterized. The record is from RefSeq and is a predicted model, not a curated record. NCBI's taxonomy places the organism in Eukaryota, Metazoa, Arthropoda, Insecta, Lepidoptera, Plutellidae. Gene Ontology annotation, molecular function: metal ion binding.